Messenger RNA from Leguminivora glycinivorella, 4714 nucleotides. It is a transcript of the gene RhoGEF2, whose product is annotated as A-kinase anchor protein 13-like. Gene Ontology annotation, biological process: G protein-coupled receptor signaling pathway. The transcript has 25 exons. Gene Ontology annotation, cellular component: cytoplasm. Gene Ontology annotation, molecular function: G protein-coupled receptor binding; guanyl-nucleotide exchange factor activity. The record is from RefSeq and is a predicted model, not a curated record. NCBI's taxonomy places the organism in Eukaryota, Metazoa, Arthropoda, Insecta, Lepidoptera, Tortricidae. The coding region runs from base 1 to 3282 and encodes 1093 amino acids.
AUGCAGGUGAGACAGAGAGCGAAUAUACUAGUGGGAGAGAGCGAGACGGGAGUAGUCCAGUGUCUCGGCGCCGCGGCGGGCGGCUGCGGCGCGCGCGCCGAGGGCCGCGCCGCGCUGCUGGCCGCGUUACAAGCCGCCGCCUUGUAUCUGCAGUGCAGGCCGGCGACGGUGGCGGCGGCGGCGGGCGGGGCGCGCGCGGGCUUCCUGCAGCGCGACAAGCUGUACAAGCAGCGCGUCAAGCAGCUCGCCAAGAUGAACCCGCAACCGUUCAUCGUCCGUGGUCAUCACCUGCAACUCCAAGCUCUGACCUGUGAAGCUCACUGCCAUUAUUGCGACGAGGUCAUAUGGGGUCUGGCGCCUCAGGCAUACUUCUGCACGGAUUGCAAGCUGCGCGUGCAUCGCAACUGCGCGAAAUCCGUAGAAGAAGCUUGUAUCAUAACCGGCGACCACAACAACCGGAUAUCCCGAUUCAUAGACCUAAUACAUCCCGCCCACCAACCGCAGGACGACAAGAAAGCUAGAAAAGCGUCGAGCACCGCUCAUUUUCUCAACAUGGAGCGCAGCACUCGGAAGCUAGAAGAUGACCUGCCGCCGCGCGCCGAGCACGCGCUUACACCGCCUCAAGGAGAGUCGAAACGAGAGGGUUCCUCCGAAGAGCCGACGGCGCCCGAACCCGAGACGGAGGCCGCUGAUGCCAGCAAGGACCCGCCGAAAGACACCAAUUGGCGCGCAGCGUCAUCUGGCGGCCGCGGAGUGAACCGCGCGGAGAGCUGUCGCGAGCGCGACCCGCCGCGCCGCGGCAAACAUCGGAACGCGAGCGACCCCAACCGACUGACCGCGCACAACAACCAUGACCUCGAAGGCGGUGCGGCUACAGCUCCAUCUGGGAGCUCCAGCAGUUCCAGCUUGUCUUCCAGAAGCAACGAGAGCACCACGGUGCCUGCGGAUCAGCAAGCUUCCCAAUCGGACUGGUCGGAGGAGGAAGACCCGUUAGCUCCACAGUGGGCAGACAGCCUCCCCCCACAAAUACUAGACUCGCUGCUGCUUGACAAGCGGCAUAGGAAACGACAGGAGGUUAUCCAUGAGCUGAUCGUCUCCGAAGGCUCCCACGUCCGCUGGCUCAAGGUCCUCGGCGUGGACUUCCUCCGCCCCCUCGAGAAGCAGCCGUCUCUCUUACCCGCCGAUGAACUGCGGGCACUCUUCCCCAAUCUUCCUGGUGUUAGAGAGAGACACAUGAAGUUGUACACGGAUCUCCGGGCGCUGAGAAAUGAUUUGAGCAACCAUAUUGUGCCAAUUAGGGCGGUUGCUGAUGCUAUGUUGGGAACGUUGGGUGACUCAGGCUACGCGUCGUGCCUGUCUCGCUUCUGCCGCGGGCAACGCUUGGCUUUGGAAACUCUCCGCGAGCGGCGCCGCAAGAACAAGGAGCUGCAUCACUUCCUGUCGGCGCGGGAGCAGCUGCCGCGGUGCGGGCGGCUGCAGCUGCGGGACCUGCUCGCUUGUGUUUGGCAGAGAUUGACGAAAUACCAGCUCCUCCUGCAAGGCAUCGUGGAUACUGUGUCGGAAUCUGAUGCGGACAGCGAUGAAGACAUCGCCCAGCUGAAGAAAGCGCACGACACCGCCAAAGAUGUACUGCAAAGUGUUGAUACUGCUAUCAGAACCGCUGAGAAUGACCACAGGCUGCGAACAAUCCAGAACAAGCUAGAAAUCCGUGCCGGCAGUGGUAAUGAGUGGGAGGAGCUGCGCAGACUGGAUCUCACGCAGAGACAACUUCGCAUGGAAGGAGAUCUAGCCAUCAGACAUGACGGCAACAAGAAGAUCAGCGUGCUGGCUUUAAUGCUGACGGAUGUACUCGUACUACUACAGCGCGAGGGAGACAAGUUCGUGCUCCGUCCCAUUCCCGCGCCCAACCAGCAGGGGGCGCUGUCGCCGCUCGUCAAAUGGGACAAGGUGUUGUUCCGGCCGAACGCCGCGGCUCGCAACACGUUCUUCCUCAUGAACAUCAACGGUGUGCAGAUGCACGAACUCUCAGCCAACACUCCUGCGGAAUACGCCACAUGGGUGAAGAACAUCCAAGAGUGUCCCCUGGCCAAGCUGGCCGAGCAGAAGCCGAGCCUCACCCCGCAACACACGCACUCUGCUUCCACCGCCAGUCGGACCACUGACGACGAAGGCAGCACCGUCUCUCGCAACCCAUCGGACGCGUCCGAAAAGUCUAGCACCGUGGAAGAGCGAGACAGAACUAGCUCGGAGAGGGAGAGAGAUAGCGUCGAGAGGGAACCGAAGGAAUCCGACAAAGAGGAAAAGGGGAAGGAGGAAGCUGUCGACAGGGAGGACAAGCAUGUGCCGCGACGCCCUACUAUGUCCCGCAUUUCGACGCACGAGGCCCCGCCGCCGCGGGCGCUGGAGCCGCAGGCCGCCGUCACCGUGAGCGCGGCGCGCGCCGAGCACGCGCACACCGCCGUCAGAGCGUUCACUCCGCAAGAACAACUACGUCGCCUAGACGAAGUUAUCAACAAAUCACUGCGCGCCAAAAGCGCUGUAGUGGCGGAAUUACUAGGAGUACCGGCUGAGAGUUACGCGCAGGUGGCUGAUCUGGCUGUGGCCGAAGCUUUAGGGCAGUGUGAUACAUCAGGGGAACUGCGGCUCCAGCGCAGUGUGAGUAAUGAGGAGCCUUCGGAAAUACACACGUUGCUCCUCGCCGCUCUCACGCAAGCAAACCAACUGACAGAGUCGUUGACGCGGGCUCUGAACGUGAACGAGGCGGCGGCCGUGGCGGCGCGCGCGCGCGGCCGCUGCGACCGCUGCGCGAGACACCCGCUGCAGAGGAGCUCCACCUUACGGGCUAACAGCAGGGAGGCUGGAGAACCGCCAUCACCCCCGCGCUCGCCAGGUCAGCUAGAGUCCCGUCUCAACGACUCCGCGUCCAUGUUGGACACAAUAUCUUCGCUAGAGAAGGAGGUCUCCUUCGAUAUGCUCAGUGACCUUGAGACACAGGAGCCUAGCGCAGAAGAUGCCCUAGAGAGCAACGCAACAUCAGCAUCUCUCGCAGCCUCCUUACUUCCCCUCCACUCUGGUCUCCAAAGGACUCUGGGUAGGCUGCUCGGAUCCUUGCCCGCCUUAGAAACUGCGCGCAGGGAUCUGCGGAGAGAGUUGCCGGCGCUCAGGGACGCCAACGAUGCGCUGAGGCAUGCUGCGCCGCACUAUCAGCUGACCGACGAGAUCUCCUACCCCGCCAACAACCUGGACCAAUCGCUACAGGACCAACCGAGCAACGGCGGGUGAUGGCGUAGGCAGUAACUUGAAUCUGGCUGGACCACGGACUUGGGAGAGACGAAACUGCGCCCAACGAGGCCGCAUACAAAAUAUAUGAAAACCACCUCAAUGCAGGCCGUUUUCAUACAAUCAUGUCUACCAAAAUAACGACCUUUUAAAGCUACUACGCAAUUUAAAACCACAAUUUUCAGAUUCAAAAUAGUGGUUUAAAGUUUUGCCGCAAUUUUAAUAUAAAAUCUAUGACACAAGCGGCUUUCUUAAGUGCGUUUGCACUGUUGAAGAUUUCAGUGUAGUGAGUUUCGUAUUAACAAUAUUAUUGAUUAGGAGUGUAAUGGAAUUUUGUCAAAUAACACUUAAAUAAUAGGGAUUUAUCCGUAAAUAACUCGUUUAAGAUCAAUAUCAGUAAAUAUCAUAUAUUUAAUCAAUAAUAUUGUAAGUAUGAUAGGAGCGGAAUGCUUUGAAUUGUGUUAAAUUUAAUAUUUCUUGUUCCGUUAACUUUUCAAACUAUUUUUGUAAUUGUUUUUUUAAUCGAUCCGAUCCGAGUCGAGCUUUUGUAUAUUUUGUAAUAAUUUCUUAGCUUUACUCCUUGUAAGUACGAAAUUAAUUUAGUAUUAAAAAAAUAAAGUUUUAUUUUUAUGAUUCCAUGAUACAUUAUGUGAUCUGCCGCGUAUGCGUUUCUUUAUAAUAAUUUUCCAGAAUAUAUUAAGUUAGUUCGUGUAAAUAUACCUUUAGAGCGACUAUAUGUUUUAUGUAAUCGAAAUUUUGUAAAAAAAUAAUCAAAAAAACUAUUAUUCAGUGUAUUUUGCUGUUUGUAUUUGGAAGUAUUACUCGACAAUAUUAUAUUGGAUCAUUAAAUUAUGAUUAGAUAUUUGUAAAUGCACAAAAUUAUGAAUUUUUGACUGUUACGUAUGUCGCGAUAGUGAACGGAAGUGCCCUGAUCCCAGUACCUUGUAUAUGCCAUAUUUAGUGUUACAUCAAGUUGAGGAACAUUCUAGGCUUCGCCUUUUUGAGUGUGAUAUUUAUUUACCAGGGUUUACACCUUUUGUGAACCAUGAAAUGACACCCUGUAUGUAACAGCUUAUAUAUAAGAUCCGUACCUAAUAAGUAUGAAAUUCCAUAGCGAUUUUAUAAAUGUAUACACUUAAUAUACGAAAAUAUAUAUUUUAUACGUAAGCUAGUUCCGAUCCCCUCCAUUUUCCGAAUAUUUGUAUGUUUAUAUGUAAAGAGCUUUUAGGAAUUUGAAGAAUAAAAAAAAGGAAUUGUAUCUGCAUUCGAAUCAUUAUUAAUGUAAUUAACUAAUAAAAUACAUGGAUAAAGUGAAUAACUGGCCACGUGCAUUUUCAAGAUGGCCGCCGUCGGCUGCCCGCUUUAGCUUCACUCCGAGAUAUAUAUUGUAAUACAUAGUUAGUGGUAUAAAUAAAUACCGUUACAUACAAAUGUA